AUGAUACACGUGGGAGAAGCAAUGCUUUCUUUUUUUUUGUUGGUGUGGUCAAAUUGUAAUUGUCACGCGUUAAAUAUCUGUCAAACCAAGCGCAACCUCCAUUCAUUAAUUGAAGGAGAAAGAAUCAUCGAAAACCCUAAAAAGUCUUUAGAAGCAAGAAUCGCUACGAGAGCCGACCAAAGAGAAAAAAAGGAAGACGCAACCAAAUACUCAAAGGUGCUGAGAUGUGUCUGUUGAUUGCUUCUGGUCUAUGGGUUCCUGCGACAUACUGAGUGUGUUGUUCGGUUUAGGUGUUUGGUGCAUUGCUUAUAUAUCUGUCGCCGUCUUUGCAUCUUUUAGAAUCGUUCACUCUCUUUGCUCUAUUUAAGUUGGAAGAUUUUGCUUUGUUACAAUGGGUUAUGCUCAACUCGUUAUCGGUCCAGCAGGCAGCGGAAAGUCAACUUAUUGCUCGUCUUUGUAUGAACACUGUGAAACGGUCGGCAGAACAAUGAAUGUUGUUAACUUGGAUCCUGCUGCUGAAAUCUUCAACUAUCCUGUGGCUAUGGAUAUCAGAGAACUUGUUUCUUUGGAAGAUGUAAUGGAGGAGCUCGGGCUUGGUCCUAAUGGUGCCCUGAUGUACUGCAUGGAAUACCUUGAGGAUAGCUUACAUGAUUGGGUGGAUGAAGAAUUGGAGAACUACCGAGAUGAUGAUUACCUUAUAUUCGAUUGUCCAGGCCAGAUAGAACUGUUUACACAUGUUCCUGUGCUCAAGAACUUUGUGGCGCAUUUACAACAGAAGAACUUCAACGUCUGUGUUGUUUAUCUGCUUGAUUCACAGUUCAUAACAGAUGUCACCAAGUUUAUCAGCGGUUGCAUGUCGUCUCUCUCUGCAAUGAUCCAGCUUGAAUUACCUCACAUCAACAUCCUCUCAAAGAUGGAUCUCUUGCAGGAUAAAAGCAACAUUGACAACUACUUGGAUCCGGAGCCUCGCACAUUGUUGGCAGAGUUAAACCAAAAGAUGGGUCCUCGAUAUGCGAAAUUGAACAAAGCCCUGAUUGAGAUGGUGGGAGAAUAUGGGAUGGUGAAUUUCAUACCCCUUGACAUAAGGAAAGAACGAAGUAUUCAGUAUGUGCUGUCCCAGAUUGAUGUCUGCAUCCAGUUUGGAGAAGACGCUGAUGUUAAGAUCAAAGAUGAGGAUGAAGAUUUUGGUGAUGAUCAAUAAUUUCUUACUCUGUUUCACGAACGUUUCUCUUAAAACUUCUAAACAAUCUUGGUGUUGUCAAAAAGGCCAAUGAACUUGUGAGAAAUAUUUUAUUACUGAAUAUCAAACCUUAACUAGUGAGAUUUCCAACUA
Molecule: messenger RNA, 1333 nt
Organism: Brassica napus (rape)
Lineage: Eukaryota; Viridiplantae; Streptophyta; Magnoliopsida; Brassicales; Brassicaceae
Product: GPN-loop GTPase 3
Exons: 10
Coding region: 392-1201 (269 amino acids)
Molecular function (GO): GTPase activity
Source: RefSeq, a predicted model, not a curated record